CAAGGCUCGGCGGCCAGCAUGUAAUACUAUCAUGUAUCCUAGCUGAAGCAGGCUCCUGGCUUCUGGAAGGGCGCCUGUUGAGGUGGAGGGAUGCGGUAAAAGCUGGCUGCUGUACUCUACUGAGCUUGAAACUGUAGCAGGCCAAGCUAGGUUGGAAAAACUGCAGAUUAUGCAAGUUUUAGGGAGUGUCCUUUUGUAAUUUGUAGGUCGCACUCUCGAACCGAAAGACGGCGUCUUUGCGGUUCGAGGCUUGGGUGCUGGCGUCGAAUGCCCUUCUUGAAAAAAGUUCAGAAAUUAGUUAGCUUUCGAUUGGUAAAUUUUCCUGCUCUCUGUCCAGAAUACAGGACGAAUUAGAGGCUGCAGCUGUCAGGGCAGCCGUUGUAAGUGCAAGGGGCAUAAGUGCACGGAAACAAAACAGGAAUGAAAAAUGCAAAAGAGGACUUGUUGUUCCUAACAUGAUGUACAUUAUUAAGUUCGACGCUUCUUAGAGUUCUGCGGUACCUCCAUCAGGUCCUUGUGAGGGACCUGCUGGUGCCCCCAGGAGCAGCAUGCCAUUAGUCUAUGAGGGGGGCGGGUUCGGUGCUUUGGGUAACGACGUCACUGAUGCAGCGGGAUUGUUGCAAGGCCUGAGAGCAACAGAGGAUGCCUUCGCCGCUCAGCCAGGCUUGCUUGGAGGGCUCCCCAAUGUCUUUGAGGAUGAGGAUGAUUUUGACAAAGCGAAGGCACCAGAAACCGGGAUGCGUUGCUCCCGUCAAAAUGGCCUUGGAUGGCAGUGCGCAAAUCCUGCUGUCCCCGCUAGGCGUUACUGUGAGAAGCACCUGAUGAGGAAGCCAAAGAAGAAGAGAGUCAAGGUGGUCUCUGCGGAGGUCGUCCAAACUGAUUCUCAGGACACAGAUGGCAAAGGCCGUGCUAAGCCCGGCAUGUGCCACCGCACCAACGGCCAGGGCUGGUGGUGCAAGCGCGCCGCCGUCCCCGGGACCACUUUCUGCCAAAACCACCUCGACCGCAUCCGCAAGCAACGAGAAAACCGCGCCGCCCGGGAAAACGGCAAGGGCAAAUCGUCUCCGGCCGAAGCUUCCAACCAGGCGGAGGGCUGGAGCCAAGGGGGGUUGGAAAAGUUUCCGGAGGAGAGAGAGGAUGACAGCGACGAAGAUAAGCCGCUGUGGGAGCUUCCGGGGCUGCGGUCGGGGGCGCCGUCGUUGAUGCAGGUUGCGGAGGCGGGGUUGGACGAGGAGGACCGGGCGGGGGGGGACUGGCGGUGCAAGCGGUCGGACGGGCGCAACUGGCAGUGCUCCAAGGAGCGCCAGAUGGGGCGGCCGUACUGCCGGGAGCACACGGAGCUGGACCGGAAGAAACGAGAGGCGGCGAAGAAGACCGUGAAAGAGAGGAAGCGGCAGAAAAAGGAGGAGAAGGAGCGCGGGGCGGAGCCGGCAGCGCAGCAGGGGCCGCCGUUAAGCGACUCCGGGGGAUCAGCGACGGAGCUGUUGUUCAUGCCGUCGGCGCCGCAGCAGAGACAGGGGGUGGAAGCGGUGAUGUCAGCGGCGGAGCUGUUCAUGCCGCAGGGGGGUGGUUUCCCCGAGCAACUGAUCCGGUACGCGCCGGCGGGCCUGCAGGCGGCAGGCAUGCCGUUGCCGAACCGGAGCGCAUUCACACCGGUUGCAAGCCACGGGAGUGCGUUCACACCAGUGGCCAGCCACUCGUUUGGGGGGCAUGCGUUCAUGCCUGUUAGCCGGGUAAAUAAGAGUUUCCCCCAGCAGAGCGGCUUUGGGCUGUACAAUGAGGGUUCGUUUGGGGCGGGUAGCUUUGGAGGGACGCUUCUUGGGGGGGUGGCUCUGGGAGGGGGUUCGUACCGAGAUGAGAAUGUGCAUAACGCGGCUCUGAAUGGGGGUUCGUACCGGGACGAGAAUGUGCAUAACGCGUUUGACCUGAAUCAGGUACAGGAACCCGUGCGGAUCUGUCAGCUAGGGGACGGGAAAGGGUGGACGUGUGCACUAAGGGCCGCAGAGGGGCAGAGCUUUUGUGAGAAGCACUGCGAACAGCUUCUGCGACGGAGCGGGCAGGUAGUGCAAGAGGAUCUUGCGCAGCAGAUCUUGGCUGAGCACCAGGAAAGGGAGAGGCGGGCAUAUGCUAUGAUGGAGGAUGUCCAGCAGGAGCUGCUGAUGCAGGGCGAGAUCCCGACGAGCCUUUAUGGCAAUGAUGGUCAACGGUUUGGAAGCAUCUUAAGCAUCUGACGAGCCAGGUCAACAAUCAUAACGACGGUCUUCCUAGAUAAUGUUAAAUAGUCAAAAACAUGCAUGUAGUGCUUUCCAAGUGUGUCUGAAUAGGUAAACUUGUGUUUGUGUGUUUUAGGCUUGGAAUUGCUCCUUAGUGGCCCUCAAAGGAGGGCGACCAUGACCGUAUAAGGACGGUCAUGUGAGAAGCCGGCAAGGUCCAUGCUCCUGCAAUAUUACAAUUUGGACUGAAGUGUCGAUGUAUGCCAG
Messenger RNA from Klebsormidium nitens, 2480 nucleotides. NCBI's taxonomy places the organism in Eukaryota, Viridiplantae, Streptophyta, Klebsormidiophyceae, Klebsormidiales, Klebsormidiaceae. The record is from the annotation of a GenBank genome assembly.